Messenger RNA from Cebus imitator (Panamanian white-faced capuchin), 1144 nucleotides. Its product is annotated as collagen alpha-1(I) chain-like. The transcript has 6 exons. The record is from RefSeq and is a predicted model, not a curated record. Lineage: Eukaryota; Metazoa; Chordata; Mammalia; Primates; Cebidae. The annotation marks the transcript as partial.
AUGAGGCUCUGUCGCUGCUGCGAGGGGCCGGGCGGGGGCGGCGGGAGGGACGGGGGCCUGGGUGGGAACUGGGCAGGAGGUGCCUUCUCCCGGGCUUUGACGCCUCUCGGAGGAAAGUCGCGGGCUCCGCGGUCCUCCACAGCGCCCCCAGUCCCGCUCCCCGGCGCGCGCCCCUCCCCGCUCUACCGGGUGGGAACUGGGCGCGGGCCGGGGACUCCGGGGACGCGUGCGCCCCUCGCCGCGCGAGGUGCGGCCGAGCCAGCCGGAGAGGGCGGGGGCCAGGCGGGGCGGCGCGCGGGGGCGGGGGAGCGGCCGGGACACGUGCCUGGCCGAGGGGCGUCGCGCAGAGGCGGCGGCGGCGGCGCACGGAGGCAGCGGACGACGCGCUCUCGGCGCCGGCAGCCCGGGCCCCGCGCUCCCGCAGCCCAAAGUAACUUUGGGAGCCGCCGUCUCCCGCGGAACUUCACGGCGGGGGGCGGCUCCCGAGCCCGCUCCGCUCCGCUCCCCCGCCUUCUCUCCAUCCCUCCGCGUGGCUCCUCAGUCCCGGCGUCUCCAAAACUGGAUGAGCCAGCGGCGCGCGGGGAGCGCGGCGGCGGCAGCAUGGAGCGCAGUGGCUGGGCCCCGCGGACUUUCGUCCUGGCGCUGUUGCUGGGGACGACGCUGAGGGCGCGCGCGGCGGCGGGCUAUUACCCCCGCUUUUCGCCCUUCUUUUUCCUGUGCACCCACCACGGGGAGCUGGAAGGGGAUGGGGAGCAGGGCGAGGUGCUCAUUUCUCUGCACAUUGCGGGCAACCCCACCUACUACGUUCCGGGACAAGAAUACCAUGUGACAAUUUCAACAAGCACCUUCUUUGACGGCUUGCUGGUGACAGGACUAUACACAUCUACAAGUGUUCAGGCAUCACAGACCAUUGGAGGUUCCAAUGCUUUUGGAUUUGGGGUCAUGUCUGACCACCAGUUUGGUAACCAGUUUAUGUGCAGUGUGGUGGCCUCUCAUGUGAGUCACCUGCCCACAACCAACCUCAGUUUCGUCUGGAUUGCUCCACCUGCGGGUACAGGCUGUGUGAAUUUCAUGGCUACAGCAACACACCGGGGCCAGGUUAUUUUCAAAGAUGCUUUAGCCCAGCAGUUGUGUGAACAAGGAG